GACCCACAAGUCUCCCCCAUGGCUCCUUAUCAGAUCCGCCAGUACCAGGAGAGGGACCACAAACAGGUUGUGGACUUGUUCUCCAGGGGCAUGAUGGAGCACAUCCCUGCCACCUUUCGCUAUGUGCUGCUGCUGCCCAAGACCCUCCUGCUUUUAUUUGCAGUGCCUCUGACCAUAGUCCUGGUGUCUGGCUCCUGGCUGCUGGCUGUUAUGUGCAUCUUCUUUCUGCUCCUACUCCUGCGGCUCCUUGCUGGAAAGCCCUUCAAGGAGUAUGUGGCCCUGUGUUUGCAGACAGACAUGGCUGACAUCACCAAGUCUUACCUGAAUGCACAUGGCUCCUUCUGGGUGGCUGAGUCUGGGGGGCAGGUGGUGGGCACGGUGGGUGCUCUGCCAGUCAAGGAUCCUCCAUUAGGGAGGAAGCAGAUGCAGCUCUUCCACCUGUCUACAUCCUCACAGCAUCGAGGACAGGGGAUAGCGAAGGCACUGGUCAGAACUGUCCUUCAGUUUGCACGGGACCAGGGCUACAGUGAUGUUGUCCUUGAGACCAGUAUCAUACAGCAAAGUGCUAUAGCCCUCUAUGAGGCUAUGGGAUUCCAAAGGACAGGAAAAUACUUAGAGAGCGGCAUUGUUAAAUGGUUACUUGAAUUUUCUAUAAUUCGUUUCAUGUAUUCUUUUCCUUCUACUCAGGAACAUGCACUAUAACCUUAUUUCUUACCAUAUAGGUCAGGUUCCAAUUACUGUACUGUAACAAAUAAUAAAAGCAUAUUUU
Molecule: messenger RNA, 769 nt
Organism: Arvicanthis niloticus (Nile rat)
Lineage: Eukaryota; Metazoa; Chordata; Mammalia; Rodentia; Muridae
Product: putative N-acetyltransferase family 8 member 5
Molecular function (GO): N-acetyltransferase activity
Source: RefSeq, a predicted model, not a curated record